This is a messenger RNA of Racocetra fulgida, 2076 nucleotides long. NCBI's taxonomy places the organism in Eukaryota, Fungi, Glomeromycota, Glomeromycetes, Diversisporales, Gigasporaceae. The record is from the annotation of a GenBank genome assembly.
AUGAUCGACAGAUAUUUAAAAGAUCUUCAAGCAGGUGAAAAAUUGGCGGAAUGGUUAAUUGCUAAAUAUAAAGCACUUAAUGCAAUAGAAAAUUCCAAUAAUUAUAAUAUCAUUAUCCAAGAGUUGAAAACCAUCCUUUCAAAGUAUCAAUCAAUACAGUACGGGCAACUUCGAAAAGAAGAUGUCCAGUGGCUUUAUGACCGUAAAGAACAUAUGGAUUCUUGUAUAGACAAUAAGCUUCAAAAUAAUUUUAACCUUCUUAAUGAUGAAAUAAAUCAGUUAGGACGUGAUUUAGAAGCAAGUUCAAACGAUAUAAAACCUAAUGAUUACAAGAUAUAUCAAAAAUCGAUUCAAUAUUUAAAGUGUCUUCAUUCUGGAAACGAUCAACUAAGAAAUCAUAAUCAUUUAAUAGAAUUUGUUAACUCAGGUGUAUUGCAUUUUAUUAAUGACGAAUUAGUUAAAGAGUUAGUUAAAGAGCCCUAUAUAAAUGAACAUAAAUUCGAUGAACUUAAAGAAACAAUUAAUAAAUUGGAAAGCAAUAUUGAUUGUCUAAAUAAUAAGAGAAAAGAAGAGGAGUCUUAUCUAAAUAAUGAAUUCAAUAAAAGAUAUAAGUCAAUUUUUAAUAAAAAUUUUCAAAAUUUUCUUAGUGAAAAGGUCAAACUAAAGGAUUAUAUAAUGAAUCAAUAUACCAAUUCUAAAAUUCAUUAUAAUAAUGACAAUAAUAGUGAAGUUUAUAGAGUCCUUAAAGAUUUCAGUAACACGGAACUGCUCAAUGACAUUCAAAUUCUUCGUAAAGAAAAAGCACGUUUAGAAGAUCAUUUGAUGAAAACUAACAUUGAAAUGAUUUUGGAAAACCUCACACAAAACAAGCCAAAAUAUAAUGUCUUUAAUAAAAAAAAAAUGCCCACGCAAAACGAGCAAUUUGUCUCAAAGAUUAAUAAUAACCAAGCUAUUAAAAAGGAUUUAAUCGAAAUAGAAAACAAAAAUGAUAAUACUCUAGAUCAAUUAAAACAAUCCAAAUCUCAAAUAGAGGAUCUUGAUAAUGAAGUUAGAAAAUACGAUUCAAUUAUGAAGAAUGUUAAUAGUAAACGUAAUGAAACAAUCCAAAUGCUGAAUGAUGCAAUUAGUCAAAAGCGCCGGUGGGGAAAUUACUUAAAAAGGAAAUAUCUCCUGCUUAUCGAGUUUGAAAACUUUAACGAAGAAUCCCCAAAUAUUAAUAAAUAUAGAAAAAAUAUUGAAAAUAUUGAAGAUAUGCUUUUAAAUAAUAAUGACAAUAUCGGCAACACGUUUUUAUUCCAACCCCUUUACGAAGAAAAAGAGCGUCGAAAAAUUUAUCUGACUACUCAAUUUAAGAAUAUUAUUGAAGCUUUUAAUGAUGAAAAGCAAAAAUUAGAAAAUAAAUUAGUCUAUAUAAAGGAAAUUGAAAAGUAUCAAAAACUCCAAGGCGACAUUAAAUCUCUUCGUACAGAAGAAGCGAAAUGGAGAUCCAAUUUAAUAAAUCAACAUAUUGAAUUGGAAAAUUUCAUGAAUAAUGAAAGGUCUGACUCUGUUAUAAAUAAUGAGAGAGUUCAAAAACUUAAGAAUGAGAAUCAGCUUAAUACCUUUAAUUUUGAAAAUCCAACCCCAAAUAAUAUUUCCCGUCUAAUUAAUGGAUGUGAACAAACCAUCCAAAAACUUGAAGAAGGAAUUAAGUCUCUUCAAGCUGAACAAAGCUAUAUCGUUAAAAAAAUUCGUACAUUAAAAGUAAAAAUUAAAUGUGAAUUAAUGCUUAAAUCUCAUCAACAAACUCAAUUAGAAGAUCUUGAAAAAUGGACACUCAUCCCAAAUGAGUGUCUUCAAAAGAUGGAGCAAUUUCCAGGUAUUCUUAACAAUAACGAUGCCAGCUUAAACAAAACAAAAGGCGGUAAUGAUCGAACACAGCAAUUAGAAAAUGAAUUUUUUGAUCUUAAAGGCGAACUGGAAGCAAAAGAUAGUAAAAUACGCGAAUUAAUCGAUAAGAAUAAUUCACUUAAAAACGAGGCUGUCAAAUCAGAAAAAUUAAAAAAGGAAGUAUCGACUCUUAAAGAUGAGCUGGAG